AUGUCCCAGGAAGCCGUCAUUGCCGCGUCCGGAGCUUACCCAAAGCCCGCCCAGACCUUCCAGUAUGGCACCGCAGGGUUUCGUAUGAAAGCAGAACUAUUACCGUCCGUUGUUUUUCGCGUCGGUCUGCUCGCCGCCUUGAGGUCGAGAUACAAGGGUGGUCAGGUUAUCGGUGUCAUGAUCACUGCUUCCCAUAAUCCACCAGCUGAUAAUGGUGUCAAGCUCAUCGACCCUUUGGGCGAAAUGCUCGAGUCAAGCUGGGAAGCAUAUGGCACUGCCCUUGCGAAUGCAGAAUCCGACCAGGCCGUCUAUGACUACUACACCCAGCUUGAACAGAAGUUCAACAUCGACAAGGAUGUCGUCCCACAGGUCAUUUACGGCUCUGAUACUAGAGAGUCUAGUCCUGCACUUGUUCAGGCCCUCAAAGAUGCUCUCGAUGCCGUUGGGGUUAAGUCUCAGGGCUUUGGUGCUGUAACCACCCCUCAGUUGCACUACGUCGUCCGAUGUUUGAAUACUCAAGGGAAAGACGAUGCGUAUGGAGAACCUACUCUCGAAGGAUAUUAUCAAAAAAUAUCAACGGCCUUCAAUCAGUUGAUGGCCAAUAAAUCAAAUGGUUCUGUCACCGUGGAUUGUGCAAACGGUGUUGGAGGCCCCAAACUUCGAGAACUCCAAAAAUAUCUUAACGGUUCAAUCGAUAUCACCAUCACCAAUGAUGACACGGAGACAUUCUCGAAGCUCAAUUCUGAGAGUGGUGCCGACUAUGUUAAAACAGGUCAGCGCCUGCCACCAUCUGUAUCCGCCCAACCUCUCGCCCGCUAUGCCUCCCUUGACGGAGACGCCGACCGUAUAGUUUACUACUACGUCGACAAGGACUCCGUCUUCCAUCUCCUCGACGGUGAUAAAAUCGCCACCCUUGCCGCUUCUUUCAUCGGUGAUCUCAUCCACCAGAGCGGAAUCACCGACUUCUCGAUCGGUGUUGUCCAAACCGCUUAUGCGAACGGAAGCUCGACAGCUUAUAUUGAGAAGCUAGGUCUCCCAACCGUAUGCACUCCCACAGGUGUUAAGCAUCUCCACCACGCCGCUUUGGCAUAUGAUUGCGGUGUAUACUUCGAAGCCAACGGACACGGGACUGUCCUUUUCUCACCCACAGCUUUAAAGCGAAUCUUCGCCCAUGAACCCAAGAACCCAGCUCAAGAUACUGCAUUGACCCAUCUGAAGAAUAUCACCGAGUUGAUCAAUCAAACUGUCGGCGAUGCUCUAUCAGACCUUCUACUCGUUGAGGUCAUUCUGGCUCAUAAGGAAUGGACUCCAGAUCUUUGGGAUGCCUGCUAUACUGAUCUCCCCAAUAGACUGGAGAAGGCCGAGGUCGCGGAUCGGAACAUUUAUAAGACUACGGAUGCUGAGAGGAAACUCACACAUCCUGUUGGGCUGCAAGAGCAAAUCGAUGCUUUGGUCGGCAAAUAUGAUCAGGCCAGGAGUUUUGUAAGACCUAGUGGGACAGAAAAUGUUGUAAGGGUGUAUGCUGAGGCGGCGACCAAGAGUGAAGCCGAUGAGUUAGCACAGAAGGUCAAGGCUCUGCUUAAUUAG
This is a messenger RNA of Orbilia oligospora ATCC 24927, 1587 nucleotides long. RefSeq lists its product as uncharacterized. Gene Ontology annotation, molecular function: phosphoacetylglucosamine mutase activity; magnesium ion binding. Lineage: Eukaryota; Fungi; Ascomycota; Orbiliomycetes; Orbiliales; Orbiliaceae. The transcript is spliced from 4 exons. Bases 1 to 1587 code for a protein of 528 amino acids. Gene Ontology annotation, biological process: carbohydrate metabolic process; UDP-N-acetylglucosamine biosynthetic process. The record is from RefSeq and is a predicted model, not a curated record.